CCUCUGUUUUUCUUGAGAAAAUCCCAAUCAAUCUCAAUCUCUAAUUCACAUUCAUUGAUUCUCAUAUCAAUUUUCGACAUGGGUUUUUGAUUAAUUACAUUAACUUUACUUUGAAUUUCAGAAAUCACAUUUCUGUAACUAAUUUUUUUUUAUUUUGAAUGAAAUUUAGGAUUUCAUGAAAUAUUUGGUUCUUGGUUUUCAGCAGGAAUCUUUUAGGUUUUGUUUACCUAGAGAUAGAUGGGAUAAAGAAUUUGUGAUAUUACAAGCUGGAUAGAUUUGAAAAAUUUUGUCAAUUUUUGAGUUUUUCUAGAUUAGAGUUUUGAUUUUGAAGAUGGGUUCUUCAUCUACAUUGAAGAGCAAUGUAGAAGCAGAGAUUUCAUUGAUUGAUUCCUUACCUGUUUAUGUUAAAGAAUUGAUUGCUGGUGGUGCUGCUGGAGCUUUUGCUAAAACCACUAUUGCCCCAUUGGAGCGAAUUAAGAUUCUCUUGCAGACUAGAACAGAAGGGUUUCAUUCAAUUGGUGUGUAUCAAUCUAUGAAGAAGUUAUUGAAGCAUGAGGGUGUCUUUGGAUUCUAUAAAGGAAAUGGUGCUAGUGUUAUUCGGAUUGUACCAUAUGCAGCAUUACAUUUCAUGACAUACGAGCAAUAUCGAUGUUGGAUCUUGAAUAACUGUCCUGCAAUGGGUACAGGUCCUGUUGUUGAUCUUUUAGCCGGUUCUGCAGCUGGUGGAACUGCCGUUUUGUUUACUUAUCCGUUGGAUUUAGCUCGUACCAAGCUUGCAUAUCAGGUUACAAGUCCUAAAGAGAGUAUAAGGCAUGGUUUGCGUACUAUACAUUCUCAGCCGGACUAUUGUGGGUUAAAAGAUGUCUUUAAGAGUGUAUACAGGGAAGGUGGAAUACGUGCGCUGUAUCGAGGUGUAGGUCCUACACUUGUUGGAAUCCUCCCUUAUGCUGGUUUGAAGUUUUACAUAUAUGAGGAACUCAAGAGACGGGUUCCUGAAGAGCACCAGAAUUCGGUUAUGUUGCGUCUAUCUUGUGGGGCGUUAGCUGGGUUGUUUGGACAGACAUUUACAUAUCCACUAGAUGUUGUUAGGAGACAGAUGCAGGUUCAAAGUCUGCAGCAAGGUGGUCCUGGAUACAGGAAUAUGAUCGAAGGAUUUACUACCAUUAUCCGUAAUCAAGGGUGGGGACAACUCUUUGCUGGCUUAAGCAUUAACUAUAUGAAGAUUGUUCCUUCAGUAGCUAUUGGAUUCACAGCGUACGACAUGAUGAAGUCCUGGCUACGAGUUCCACCCCGACAAAAAUCUCGCUCAGUACCCACUGCAUAAUUCCACAGUAUACAACUUUUUCAACUCAAUUCAAUAGUUCCCUUCCAAUACAACAACACAAUUUUGACCUAGGAGUGAACUAAAAGACCCAACUCUUUCUUUCUGCUAGUUUUUCCAGCAAUUAGAAAUCCCUGAUUGUAGCAUCAUAUGAAUCACCCUGUUAGUCUAGAUUCUUUUCUUCUUCCAGAAUGAUGUAAUGUAUGUUGUAGAUCAAGUUAAUCCCACAAAAUGAAAGUUCAAUUUUAGAAGCAAAUCAAGCAAUGUCAUCUCAAUUAUCUCAUAUGGACAGCCAGGUUGAACACCAUUCACUUCAAAUUCUGAGUUGCUGAGUUAGUGUCCACAUCUAGUACAGUUGAAUGCUUAAUGGGUAGUUGCAAAUUCACUGCACUGUGAAAAAAUGAAGUAGAAGCACAAUAGAAUAUGGUACAAAUUUGAGUCCAUCCAAAAGUUGCAGAUUCUGAUAAUCCUCAUUGUCAUAAACAUAUACUUAGAACAGAGUAAUGUAGGAAAGCUGGAGAAAAGCAAAAGAACUCUACAAAAUUGAUGAAAUUACAAAUGAAAGUAGCCAGAAUCGCAUUGAAGUACCCUUAAAAUGAAUAUGAAGAUAUGGUAGAGAGAAAAUUACAGUAAUUGUUAAAACUAGUCUGUUUCUGUCUUUUGAUUUUGAGUUUUCUCAAGGAUUAAAGAAAGUAGUUCCACAUUUGCAUUUCCAUCCUUCUGGUUCAUAAUUUGCAUACUGAAUGCCAACUCUAUCAGUUGUUGUUGGAACUUGUAUUGCUUCACAUGGUACACAUCCUCCACAUUUAUGCUCACAGCUUGGUGGUCUAGAUCCAAGUGUACUCAACAUUUUAUAUUCUCCUUCACUCCCACCCAUACCCUGAAGAAAUUCCUGAAAUCACCAUUAAUCAAUUGAAUGAAAUGAAUCAAACCCAUUUCAGAAAAGAUUGAGAAGUACCUGUUGCGAGCUGCUUAAAGGUGCUGGUGAAAUAGAUUCAAAGUUUUGUCCUGCUGCAUUUCGUCAAGCAUAUGACAAAUUAGCAUCACAAAAAGUGAAAAGUUGCAG
Molecule: messenger RNA, 2387 nt
Organism: Papaver somniferum (opium poppy)
Lineage: Eukaryota; Viridiplantae; Streptophyta; Magnoliopsida; Ranunculales; Papaveraceae
Product: mitochondrial carrier protein CoAc1-like
Exons: 7
Coding region: 332-1324 (330 amino acids)
Biological process (GO): transmembrane transport
Source: RefSeq, a predicted model, not a curated record